GUAUCAUAGCUGCGCCGUAAGGCGCAUGCAAAAGAACAGUGCCAUUAAGUUUAAGCCUUCAAUUCGAUCGUGACGAUGUACGAGAAUAUUUGAAACCCAAAACGACCGAAAUGGCGACCCAUCGUAAGCCGCAAUCCACGCCGGCUUAUGCGCCUGAAGAUGAACCGGCACCGAGCACUAGCAAACGGAGCAAAAUUGAGCACGAUACGGUACGAUCUGCGCCUAAAACGCCCGACAAUGGUCCAACAGCGGGCACCAGCAGAAAGCGUAAGAACGAAGACGCCAUGGAUGUAUUGAAUGAAAUUAAAAGAUUGCAAAUUGAUGCUAAGCCUACAGUGCCGGGUACAAGAAGUGAACACGAAGACGACACAAAGAAGCAUGGACUGCAGUGCUUUGUCCCGGGCAUUCUGUACCAGCUCAAGCUGCAAGUGCUGUUCGUGCUGAAUUCGUGGAGUUGGGAGCUGAAAAGCUUCAACAUAGCGUCGGAAGGGCGAAUGGCGGGCAAAUUCGAUGACAUUGUGCUGGAGCAGGUCACGGUAGAUGGUGCGAUCAGCACCAUUUACAUUCAAGCCAAACAUACAACGAGCGAUGACGCCACCGUGAACAGCACUGCUCUUGUGACGGGCAAGUCGGACCAGUUCUUGAUUUCGAAAUAUUUCACCAGCUUUCUCGAAAUGCUGCAACCAGUGUUAGGCAUUCGGGAGGCACAGCUUGUCAUUUGCACCAACUCGAAGCUGGCGGACGAGGUCAAGAAGGUGAUGGAAGAGUACACCUUCCAAUGGGAACACAUUCAGCAAACGUUCCGUCAAAUAAAUGGACGCGCUUGGCGGUUCAACCAGAAGGAAAUGGUAAAACAUCCAAAGUUUAAGCUGCUGUUGGAGAAGCUUCGCACAGAAUGCUCGGAAGGGAGCCGGCUCGCUAAAGCGUUAGCUGAGCACAUUUUUGAACAAAAGCAAAUCAAUCUGAAGGAUCCAUUGUUCAAGAAGUAUCGCUCGGCGAUUGUUUCCAGCUUUCUGCAGCAGCAAAACGGAAAACAUUACCGUUGGCGGCAAGAUCUAUCCACCACGCUGAAAGACAACUUUCGUGCAGAGUUUGAAAAGUGGUAUAAAGCGCUGGUUGGGGCGAACACAGACGUGUGGGAAGAAAUUAAACAGAAGCAAAUGAAUUUCUCCGAAGGUUUCCUAAAACUCGAUAAAUCCGUGAGCGUUGAGCUUGCAGCCCUCCCAGAUGGGAUCGUAAGCGAUGAGCUGAUUAAUGAUUUCUUCAAUCGGCUCGUGCUAGUGACCGACACGAUGAACGAGGACCAGCUGACCGAGUUGUGCCAGAGGCAGCAGCAGAAGGCGCGCGGUACGGUAGCGAGCAGAUUCAUCAACUAUAAUGUGACCUGUGUCGCGUUGGAAAAGCUGAAACAUCUAAACACAGCAGAACUAGACCGGAGCACUAUACACAGCUGUCUCGAUUUGCUUAAUCUGAAGGGAGCCUGCGCAAAGCCACGCACGCAGCUCGAGCGACAGCUGAUGCAGUUGAACAAGGAAAAGCUGGCAGCAACUGAACUGUACGGUUCGCUCGAUUUUCUCCUAAACGGUGACGAGCGGUUCAAAUUGUACACUUCCGAUCACACCGAAAUGGAGGCGGAACGGAUAUUGGAUUUGUUUUUCGAUCAAAACGACCCAGAAAGUGAGUUCGUUAUCGUGGACAAGGCACAAUACCUCGCUGGCAGGAAAACAAUAAGCAACGUGUAUCGACAGUUAAACUGUUCCCUGGUACUGGUCAUCGUUUGCCCGAAGGGUGAAGAGCUUGAUCCGGUAUAUUGGGAGGCGCUAGAGCUACACGCCGAGGAACAGAAACAUCAGCGCAUGUUGAUUAUUUUAAACGACAACAUCGAAACACCAAGCGAACGUUUCCUUGUCAGCGACUUGGAGGAUGAGGGUCAAAAGGUGGUUCAGGAAAGGGUUCGCCUCUACGGGACGCACGUGUUGUUGGGGAGUUUGGUUGAGUCUCAGGACGAGUUGCGCUAUCUGGCCCGCCUGGUCCAGAUGUGCGACAAGGCGAAUCGCCAGCCGAGCUUAAACGAUGUCUGCUUCAAAGAUGUGGAGGGCUUGUACAUUAUGCGCAGGUUAAUGUCCCGCCAUUCACAAAACGAUGCCAGACUAUUGCAGUAUGGGUUAGAAACGUACCGAGAAUUUGAUUCGCCAGAGCUUCAAAUACACGAUGUUAUGAAGGCGCCAAACAAAACUGUAAUAGCUAUUCUUGAUGCACCAGGAUGUGGGAAGACCACAUAUCUAAAAUGGCUGGCCAAGGAUCUGGAAACCACAGAACCCGAUUCUUGGAUUGUACGGUUUUGUGCCAUCCAGUAUGCACAAGACUUUGCGCUCUUGAUGCGAACACAGGACACGCCAAGAGGUCCGCUGAAUGCCACACGGAUUCUAUUUCGUUUCAUCUAUUUGCUGUUAAAUACAGAAGAUAUCAACUUCAGCAAACGAGAAGAGAUCGAGCGCAUAAGGGAGAAAGCGUUAGUAUAUGCUGAUGCUAUAAUCGAAUCAGAUGGAACAUUGACGCUAGAUGCAGAGAAAGUCCGUUCCGUCUCACCAGAGGCGUUGGCUUUGCUGCGUCUUUUCAAAGCCAAGUAUUGUGCCAACAAACUUAUUGUGCUGUUCGAUGGAUUCGACGAAAUCGCGCCACAUUAUACCAAAACAGCACUGGCCCUAAUCCGCACGCUUCAGGGUCGUGAAGAAAUACAAAGACUCUGCGUCACAAGCCGUCCGUACGGGUUUCAAAGCCUGUUCGAAGGCAAUAUCGAUUCGCUAGAGCUUGUGAGGUUAAAAACACUGACCAAUGCAGACCGAACAGCCUAUUGCAGGAAAUACGUUGAUAUGCAUCCUUUGUUCAUGCGCUUUACAGAGGAGGAGCGGAUAAAAGCAGCAGACAAGAUAUCUGCUAUAGUGGAAAAAUCAUCCAACGAGUAUUUUAUGGUGCCUUUGUUUUUAAAACUAGGCGUAGAAUACAUCGUUGACAGAGUGCUGAGCAAGAACGGUAUUGAAGCUUUUCUUCAGCCUGGCCUGGAUUUAGAUGCGAGCUUGAUACUACCAUCCAACAAACUGUUGCUGAUGGAGUAUGCCAUCGACAGGACGUUUGCGAUCGACAGCACAGACAAGGAAGGCAAAACGGAAGCAGCCUCUUACAUUCCAAAAAACCGACAGGAGGCUGAGAGGAAAAUGGCAACAAUGAAAAAAAUAUAUUCUCUAUUGGCCAUGGACUCGUUGACCAAGGACGAUCUGUUGGAUGCAGAGGAGCAGCAGACACUCAACCGAUACACGGACGAAAUUUUGAGUGGCACAGAAAAGCCGGCACUAGUGGUGCGUUUGUAUACCGGCGUUGCGCAGUUUGUUCACAGAAUGUUUGCUGAAUAUUUUGUUGCCCUCUGGCUGUACAAUAAUUGGAACAGGAAUGAAUCGAUAAAGUUCACCGUUCGUAACUUAUUAUACAAUUGGGACAAGAAACAUCAGGAUUACAAUGUGCAGUGCUUUUUAAACGCAAUAGUAAGUCAAAGAUGUACUCACAGACAUGCUGCAUUAUUCUCCGCCUUGAUAAAUAAUCAGGGAGAUGAAGUUCUUCGACUGUAUGCAGAGGUUCCUACAGCAAUCCACAGUGCGGACGUCUUUGGCAGAACACCGCUUCAUUUGGCCGCUGUGAAUUUAGUAGAACACGAGAAUCCUUCAAUUCUGGAGUUUGUUCAGCGUGUUACAGACAGAGAGGGUGAAUCUGCAACAAGAGUAAAAGAUCAAUUUGAUUUUUGCUUUCAAACGGCCAUCGAAUAUAUCUGGGGAAGCAAACUAAUAAGCACAAGAGGUUUAGCUCAUGUGACGAAUCAGUAAUAAUCCCUUCGUUGGCGUUGGAUACUGCCAUAUGCUUGACACGUUAGCCAGUUUCGAGACUAGCUUGUCUGUUAAGUUGAGUAUUAAGCUGAACUAAGCUGAGUUAAGGAAGGCUGUAAAUAGAUCGGAUUGGUUGAUUUGGGUCAGAGUUAAAUCCAGUUCAAUGGUAUGAGGAUGCAAGACACAUGCCCCACCAAGAAGGUGUUCGAGAUGAACACAGCGAUAAGGCCUAGUUCGGCAUAAGGCGCAGGGGAGCACAGUGAACUCGAUGGCUGGAUCAGGUGAAGCGAGAUCGAUGUGUCGGAGAUCGGGUGUCUACAUGGAUGGGAAGUUGCUGCCAGGGACCGAGCAUCCUGGAGAAUGAUUGUAAACCGGGCCAUGUCACAUCUAUCGUGAAAAGAGAGCCAAGAGAGAGAGAGAGAGAGAGAGAGAGAGUGAGAGAGAGAGAGAGAGAGAGAGAGAGAGAGAGAGUUUCAUCAGCACACCCGAAGUGCUGAAAGUCACUCAAUGGAAACAUGAAAUGGUUAAUUAAGCAACUGUUUGACGUCUCCUUCCCACUCUGCGCCAUCCACAAUCCGUCCAGUGCAUGUUCUUUCCCCUCCAGUACAACGGUUCAUUCGAAUUCCAUCCGUUUCGUGGUCUGUUUUUCGUGUCUUCAUCCUUUAUUACCCGUCACAAUGCGGCUGCUACACAUGUCCGUAGCAGUAGUGUUGUUGUAACAGCGCCUUAACCUGCCUUAUCGCUACAAAUAAUGUUGUCCUAAUACGAGCUGAUCUCCGUAAUUGCUUGAGUGUUUGCUAUUCCCCUGAUACGGUACUUUCUUGUUGCCUCGCUGGGUGCUAGAACACCUCUUUGUCCGAAACGCUCGCGGAACCACCUUCACUGCGAGCUGCGCUGCUCAAGUAUGACCACACAUCCUGCUAGAUUCGUCAUCGUCUACCAGCGUGCACAUAUAUAAGUGUACAAAAUACAAACAAAAGCUUACCAAAAAGGGCUUGAAAAGAGUUACAACUUUCAGGACGAUCGACUAAAAGCAUUAAAUAAAUUAUAAACCUAAUCAUCUCACGCGAACCGA
Molecule: messenger RNA, 4950 nt
Organism: Anopheles gambiae (African malaria mosquito)
Lineage: Eukaryota; Metazoa; Arthropoda; Insecta; Diptera; Culicidae
Exons: 2
Coding region: 111-3875 (1254 amino acids)
Source: RefSeq, a predicted model, not a curated record